Molecule: messenger RNA, 4753 nt
Organism: Sinocyclocheilus rhinocerous
Lineage: Eukaryota; Metazoa; Chordata; Actinopteri; Cypriniformes; Cyprinidae
Product: ras and Rab interactor 2-like
Exons: 13
Coding region: 521-3316 (931 amino acids)
Biological process (GO): signal transduction; vesicle-mediated transport
Cellular component (GO): cytoskeleton; endocytic vesicle; cytosol
Molecular function (GO): guanyl-nucleotide exchange factor activity; small GTPase binding
Source: RefSeq, a predicted model, not a curated record
UGAAGAGGACACCUGUAGGAAAGGAGGCCACACACCAUCAGUUUGCUGAUGUAGUGAAGAAAUGGUUGCGGUUUGCCCCUUUCCGACAAAGAGGAAGUGGACGAAGACCGCAUUGGAAACCUGUUGAGUUCAUCUGUCCCAAAUAUGACAGUACUGUGGAAGAUCAUAACCAGCUUAACCAUAACCAGCUGGAUUCUGGUGAGAUUCAGAGACGUUCCCAGCUGGAACACGUGACGUGAACAUGACACGUGCACAUCAACUUUUGUUCUCCUCCUGGAGUUUGUUUUUGCCGGGAGAGGUCGCAUGCUUUAACACAGCUAUGAGUCUUUCAUGCGAAGUACAAGGAAACAACCUCGACUCGGUCAUGUAGGAACAUCUAAAACUGUUAACAGCAACUGAGGCUUUGGAGAAACAUCAUCCAGCUCUUAUAAAUGCUUAACUGCGCUUUUGCUAGCGGGUGUUUUGGUUUCGACCCGUCGAGAGACCCAGCCUGACACAGAAGAGCUGUAUACACCCAACCAUGUCUACAGAGAGGAUGAUGCAGUCCUGUCUCAUGGACCGGAGCAGCAGCUUUUUUAAGCUGAUUGACACGUUCUCCACGGAGAUCUCAGAGCUAAAGCAGGAGAUGGUUCAGCCAGCCAGAGAGCCAGAGACAGAGAUCUUACAGGGUCUGGAAGGAGAGGUCAGUGGUCUUUUCCUUCAAUCUUCUGCCUGCGCUGGUGCACCUGGAGUGAGGGAUUCUGGGUAUGACUCUCUACGCAGACGCAUGAGCAUCCUGGACAGACUGAUGCAGACACACUCUGUAUGGUUGCUACUGUCACUCAGCGAUGAGGAAGCCAGACGCAUUCUGCAGCCGCAGCCGGCAGGGAGUUUUGUGGUGAGGAGGUGUUAUAAACUGCAGAAAAAGGUGAUUUCCCUACGUAUGGACAGUGACACACUGAUUGUUCAGGACUUCCCAGUUAAAGAGAGUCAAUAUACUUUUUCCCUGGAGGGCUCAGGGAUCAGCUUUGCAGACCUCUUUCGACUGGUGGCGUUCUGCUGUAUCAGCAGGGACGUUCUGCCCUUCACACUGAAGCUGCCUGAGGCCAUCGCAGCUGCAAAGACCCCUAAAGAUCUGGAGGAGGUGGCUCAGUUAGGAAGAGGUUUCUGGAACUCUGAACUGUGCAAUAAGAGGAAGUCUUCUGUGUCUGGGGAGACUGUUUGUGAAAUUUCACAACAAAGACUGAAACAGUGGUUAUCCCCAAGAGUUCCGGCCAUCCCAUUCACUCGGACCCCUUCUGAACUUGAAUGCAGUCAAUCCAACGGAGCACUGUGUUUCAUCAAUCCUCUGUUCCUGCAGACACACCAAACCAACCCUUCACCUAAAAAGCAAGAAUCAUCCCCGGGAAACACAAAUCGGCAGAACGGGGAAGACAGCGUCUUUUGCCGUGCAAAAAGCACACAAAACAAAUCACACGCAAGUGUGAGCAGAUCCAAUAGCAAGAGAUCACCACCACCUCGGCCCCCACCUCCCCGCUUUGCCUCUGGCAGAUCAGCAGUUCUUCGCAAACAGAAGACCAUGCCUGAGACGGUCUGUUGGAUCAAAACGCCUCAGGAAAAGAGCAGCCUGCUGGGGAGGUUGGGAUCAUCCUUCAGUUCCUUAUCGCCCUCAUCCUCCCCACCCAAAAAGUUCAGUAAACCCAUCCUGGUGCCCUCAUCCCGCAGUAAUAAUUCCUCUGGUCUGCUUGAUGCCGAUGGCCUCCGCUGCCACAUGGCCCUGGAUGACCAGACCAUUGAGGAAGCUGUGUCUUGGAGCCUGGCCAAGCUGUCCUCACGCAACUCCACCACCCUGGAGAACGGUAGCCCCACGGAUGAGCGCUGCUCCAGCGGACGAGAGCGUCUGAGUGACAUCAGCAUCUCCACCUCGUCCUCAGACUCCCUCGACUUCACCCACAGCUUCUCACUGCCCAUGGAGACCAGUCCUUCCAGAACCGAGCGGCCCACUGGUGACAGCAGCCUGGAGGAGGAAGAAGACGAUGGAAUCAACUUGGAGAGCGACCAGGAGGUGCCACCACCCUUCAAGUCAAAGAAGCAGAAUGGCACUGGUACGUUUGUGCUACCGCGUGCACUGAGAGGACAUUUGCGCAAGAUGAGUGGCGUUCUCAAUUCUCUGAUGACACCCGAGAAGAGAGCCAUUCGGAAGAUUGUCGAGCAAUCCAGGGAUAAAGGGACUUACUUUGGCUGCCUGGUGCAGGACUACGUGAGCUUCCUGCAGGAGAACUGCAGCUGCCACACAUCAGGCUUAGACCUGCUGCAGACUCUCAGGCAGUUCAUGACUCAGAUGAAGUCCUACCUGCUGCAGAGCUCAGAGCUUGACCCACCAAUUGAGUCCCUUAUCCCAGAGGAUCAAAUAGAUCAGGUGAUGGAGAAAGCCAUGUACAAGUGUGUGCUGAAGCCCCUAAAGCCUGUGAUAGAGGCCGCCUUGCGGGACUUCCAGGUGAGCAGUGGGACUUGGCAGCAGCUGAAAGAGAAUCUGGUUUUGGCCAAAGCCAAGCAGCCCCAGGAGAUGGGUGUGGAUGGAGCUCUGCCCCCUGACCCUGUUGCCAUAGAGAAGAUUCGCCACAAGUUCCACAACAUGUGCAAGAUGUACUCACCUGAGAAGAAAGUGUCUCUGCUUCUCAGUGUGUGCAAGCUUAUCUACACCAUAAUGGAGAGCAACUCAGGGAGGAUGUAUGGGGCAGAUGACUUCCUGCCCAUGCUGACGUAUGUGAUGGCCCAGUGUGACAUGCCACAGCUGGACGCUGAAAUAGAGUACAUGAUGGAGUUACUGGACCCAUCACUGCUUCAUGGAGAAGGAGGCUAUUACCUGACCAGUGCAUAUGGGGCAAUGUCUCUAAUCAAGAACUUCCAGGAGGACCAGGCAGCUCGUGUGCUGAGCUCUGAAACCCGUAACACGCUGCACCAGUGGCACCGCAGACGCACAACCCAGCGUACCACACCAUCUGUGGAUGAUUUCCAGAACUACUUGCGGGUUGCGCUGCAAGAUGCAAGCAGUGGCUGCACAGCCAAAACCCUUCAGGUGCAACCUUACUCCACAACGGAGGAUGUGUGUCAGAAAUGCGCAGACAAGCUUAAAAUUUCGGACCCGGAGAACUACGCCCUUUUCCUCUUGACGGAUGAAACCACACAGCAGCUGGCCCCGGACACUCACCCGCAGAGGAUCAAGGCCGAACUGCACAGCCGCCCGCAGCCACAACUCUUCUUCUUUGUGUACCGCCAAAUCCAAAACCUCACUGUCCCUUCAGACCAACUCAACGACAACACUGCACCCAACUGAGAGAGCAAACCUGGUUUCCAUUGGGUCCUCUCGAAACUCCUUCUCAGCCACAUUUAUUCAUCUCCUUCCUUAGGAACACUGCUAACGUCUGCAUUGUUUUGAAAAAGGGAGGGAUGCGGAAAAUGUGCUUAGAGGGAAAUAGGGAAGGAAGGAUGUGUCUGACAGAUGCAGCGUUUUUUAUGCUCCGUCUUCACUAUUUUCAAAACGUUUUGGGAAGUGGCACGAGACCAUCACGAGAGAAUAGCUGUACCCAAACUGCAAAUGUUACAGUAUGCCUGUUUAUUUCUUUAUGAAUGUUCAAACACAUUCAGGUUAGCAGAGAAACAGCAGCAUUUUAGUAUUUAUGGGUAGGCUUUGCACGUUCCAUGUUAAAUAUGCUACAAAAUUGUGCCUUCCUCUUCCCAAAGCUCUACAUACCUCUCCUGCCUCCUAUUCCUCGCCAGGCUGAGAGACUGUGGCAUUUUUUGGUAUGACUGCAUUGACUUUUAGAAAGUUCAUUCCUUCAGCAUUCGUACCAUGGACAUCUCAGUCCCUAAGGACAUUGUGGACAAUUGUGUUUUUGGCAGUUGCUGGUAAACUGCAUUCUGUUUAUAUAUGAUUUAUUGUUAUAAUAUUGCAUGUAUCUCUGUGAUAAGACCAAUUAAAGAACCAGGCAUUGUUGCCAGUGAUGUUUUAUCAUAAUGCUUUUGUAUGAAUUAUGAUCAUUAAGUUUUGUUAAAGUCAUUAGUAGUAAUGGAGAUGAUAGAAAUGGUGAGGUUUAGUUCUAAAAUACUGUACUACUACUGACAAGCUAAACAUUUAGAGCUUGUGGUAAUCUGCAUCUCUGUUGUACUGAUUUUGGUUUUGACUUGCAGAAAAAGGGCUUUUGACAAGUAGGACAGAUGGAAAGAUCUGUGUAAAGUAAGAAAGAAUAUGAAAAAAAGGACAUGGAUGUUUUAAGUGAGUUAAGAGUCAUUGGUAGAAAAUAUAAACGAACAGAAAUGGUGUUUGUGUCACUGUAAAGUGCUAUCAGGGAAUACCGAGAUGGAUGAGUAACAUAGAGGAGAAUAGUUCUUUAACAUUCAUAACUAUACUCAUAACCUCUGCAAUAACGUACCAAGUAUUUCAUGUUCUACUAAUGUACUAUAUGUUUGCAUGUUUUGAUGUAAACUCGGGGCAUUGUUUUUUUGUUUUUAAGAGACCAGGGUGCUGAAAUGCUCUAAUUCCAUGUAACGAUGAUAUAGAAACACUAGUCACGUCUGAAACACAAACUAUAUGUUUCAAGUCGUGAAAUGUAUUUUAACAAGAUAUUUUAAGUCUGUUAAAUGUAUACAUAUUUAUAUGCAAUCUGUGCAGGAAUUUUCACAGAUUUGAAAAAUAUUGUGUAUUCAUUUGGAGAAAAGCUCAUCCUCAUUCUUUAGUCAGUUCUUCAUAUUUGCCUUUUUUAAUGUACUCUUU